AUGAAAGUGGCUAAAGCAGAGCGGGGAAAAUCGCCGUCGAGCACCGGCCCGGCGACCGCAGCAAAAGCGGUGCCCAAAGCCACCGCAGGCGCCGCCCCGCGCGCCACCCACAUGUGUGGUUACGACUUCUACCAGGGUACUCCGGCCUCCAAGGGUUCCUCAGACCUCGGACUCCGCCUACUCGGGCCUCCAGAAGACCACCCACUCUCCCUCGAUGAAGCGGCAGACGUUUGGAGCAUCAUCCUCGGUCUGGCCCUGGAGGAAAAAGUGGAUGGUGUGGGCCUGAUCAUUGAGGACAGCGUGGCAGAGGAGAGGGAAAGACAAGAGGCGGAGAAGGCGAUGCCUCCUCUCUUAUGCAGACCACUGGUCACAACUGCAAAUGAUUGGACGCACUACUUGCUUGACUUGAGGAGUGCCCUCGAGAGCAUGACGAAAGGGGCUCGCCUGGCAAACGCUCGCCUGUUGUGGCGGUGGUUGGACCACCGUUGCACUGAUGAGGCACGCGGCUUCUGCGUGGGGCAUAUGCCUGGCCGGGUCGCCGACAUAUUGUCGCUCCUUGUAGCUGCCAUGGAGAGUGCAAAAGAUGAGCAAGAUGUCCCAGCACACCACCUUGACUUGUGCACUGUGUGGUACAGGAGGAUGGCUCUCUUUUUGCCGACCCAUGGUGGCAGCCGCAAGGGGCAGGGUCUCCCAGUACUCGAUGGCAUGCCGCACCCAGUGCUGGCACAACAUCCGCUGCCGGACAUGGGGUCGGACUCGGAGGCAGGCGAUACAGAGGCACGACGAGCCAUGCGCACAAACAGAGCGCACUUCAGGGACUUUGACGGGGUGCUUGAGGAGAAUCGCCUCGAGGCUGCCGCAGAGGAAGCUGAAAACGCUGCCUUGCAGGAGAUUUUGGACCGCGACCUUGAGGCUGAGCACGAGGAGGUUCAAGCCUCGGCGGACCGAUGGAUGGAAGAUGAAAGCCUCCUCAGUUCUUUGUCUGCGUCUGAGUACCAGGCCUGGGAACGGCGAGCGAUGAAGCGAGCCCUGACAGAAACUCCUGCGCGGAACUUGGAUGUGGAAGGUCAGUCGGAGACUCCGUAUGCCUCUCCCAAGAGAAGGGCUUGUCUUCAGCCUUACAGCCGGGUUACCGUGGAAGAUGAAUCUGUGUCCACUCCGCCUACACACGCGGACACAGCGCCUGAAGCUGGGGUCGGGGCGUGGCCUAUUCCUCUACAUGAGUCUGCAGGGGUCACGCAAGUGCUGGGUGAAACAGCUGGACCUCCUGGCUCCUCUGAUGAAGAUACGGUGUUGGUGGCACCGCCUGCAUCUGCUGUGUCGACAGGGGUUGCAGGGGUUGCCUCUACUUCCUUGGGUGCGAGCAAUGGGGUUGGGUCAGAUGUUGCUGCCGAAAUGCAUUUCCAGAUGCCUGACCUGAGUAUGGAGCAGUACCAGCACUUGUAUCAGCAGUGGCUCUCGGGGCUUGUUACCUUGGCUGAGGUGGAAGAAGGUCAUGGGCGGGAGGUUAGGGAGAUGAUGGAACUCCAGAUGGUUGCCGAAGCAAGAGGAUUGGAGACGCAAGUGUGA
Molecule: messenger RNA, 1569 nt
Organism: Symbiodinium sp. CCMP2592
Lineage: Eukaryota; Dinophyceae; Suessiales; Symbiodiniaceae
Source: the annotation of a GenBank genome assembly